Messenger RNA from Thrips palmi, 3934 nucleotides. RefSeq names its product transmembrane protein adipocyte-associated 1 homolog. The coding region runs from base 206 to 1339 and encodes 377 amino acids. Lineage: Eukaryota; Metazoa; Arthropoda; Insecta; Thysanoptera; Thripidae. The record is from RefSeq and is a predicted model, not a curated record. Gene Ontology annotation, molecular function: G protein-coupled receptor activity. Gene Ontology annotation, biological process: G protein-coupled receptor signaling pathway. The transcript is spliced from 9 exons. Gene Ontology annotation, cellular component: plasma membrane.
GCCAAGGAUCUGGGUGGCCGUUCGAAAGCUAGCCAUUGUAUAUUUUUCGUUCGUUGUCUUUUGCCUUUUUUUCCCUGGUAUCUGACAGAUGGACCCUGGAUUUACAAUUUGAAGAGUUCACAACAAUGAAAUGGUCGCUGCUUUAUGAUAUUUGCAGUGUCGUAUUUAGAAAUUUCACUCUUUCAAAGGCUGAUCUGGAGUGAAGAUGGCUGAGAGCCAGUCGCAAUCCGUUUCCAUUCGGGAAACGAGCAAUCUUGAUCCAUUCUGUAAACGUAUUCUUUAUGAGGAAAUAUCCAGUUCGAGAGUUCGUAUUUGGGAUCUUGCAAUAUUGAUACCCAAUAUCCUCUUCCUUGUGUUUCUCGGUCUUCGUUUCAAUAGAGCCAUUCUGAAACUACGAGCCACGUCCAGUCCCAUUUUUUUAACUUUCUAUGGCCUUGUCAUUGCAAACAUAAUUAUAAGUGUUGUAAGAUGCUGUGUUUCGAUGACUGUUAAUGCUGCUACUGUUAGUGGAGAAUUUGCUGACAAGAUUCUCUGGAUCUCUGUUCGAUUUUUUCUCCUUGCCACUGAAAUGAGUGUUGUGGUAUUUGGCUUAGCCUUUGGUCAUCUUGACAGCAGGAGUAGCAUUCGGCAUGUCCUCCUCGUUACAUCUCUCAUUUCGCUUGGAUUUUCUAUAUCCCAGGCUGUUCUCGAAAUGAUGUCACCAGAUGAACAUUUUCAUGUUGAUUCUAAAGAUUACAAUCUUUUUGGCCAUGGAGGAAUGCUGUUUUGGUUUGCCAGCUCAAUUGUGUUUGCAGUUAUUUAUCUUUGCAUCCUUGUUUUGCCUUGGACCAGACUCCGAGACCGAUUAGCUUUGCCCACUAAACGUUCUUUUUACACAUAUAUAUUACUAUUGUUCACAUUGAAUGCUGUACAAUCCUUAGGUUCUGGAUUGUUAUUAUACGAAUUAUACACCGGCCUUUGCAUUGUUGAUGUUACAACCUAUGCAUAUUUCACUUUAUUGACACCUCUGGUCUAUUAUGCAUUCUUGAGUGAAUUUUUUGGUGUUUCUCAACCGAGCAUUAUGUUUUCAUAUAAAGCCCAAGUUGAUGAUCAUAUGGAGGAUGAUACAGUUUCUUUACCACAUCAACAAAGUUUCUCGUCUUUAAAAACUGACUCAGAUUACAUUUACCAGAAUAACAGCGUUUAUAACAGCACCCAGCUGGAUGCAAACACACCAAUAAACCCACUAUAUGCUGCGUCUCUGCAAAGCCCUGAUUCCAUAACUGGCUACAGCAUUGACAGCUGUCAGAGCUUGGAAGUUGGUCCCAUUACUUCAGGAUAUCAGCGUACUAAUAUGUAAGUUAUACAAUACUGUAAUUGUGUAUUUUUCAUGCUCUGUACAUUCUAUAUAUGACACAAAAUUUUAUUAGAAAUAUAUUUCUGACUGGCAUAGAAUUAACAAGUGUGUGGUAAAAUGUUGGCCUAAGUGUCAAUGAUGUUGAUUUCAUUCCUUAUGAAUUGUGCAAACUGAGCAAUUGUAAACUUAAAGUCUAGUCUUAAUCCGUUACUGCUGUCGCUAUAAGUUGAAGGUCGCAAAUGAAGGCUUACUAUUGUAUGUACUCUUUGUAGAAUGUUUUGAUUCCUUCCAUGACAUUUAUGAGAUUGUUAGAAAGUCAGUAUUUAAUUCACUAAAAAAAAAGCUACAGUUUGGGAGGAGCAAUAAGCCUGAAAUUAUAUAGUGUCUCUGUUUACUAAACUAUGACUAUAGCAGCUUGCUGUGAUCUUCAUUGUGGAAUGUGUGAUAUGAUGUAAUGUGUGUGGUCUAGUAUAAGUAUUUUACUCAAGUGUAAGGAAUAUUUACUUCAGGUUUGUAUUAUUUUUGUGCAAGAGAAUUUAAUGUACUGAAAUAAUAAUGAUUGAGUUAAUUUCAGUGUUUUAUUGUAUUUUGCUGUUACCCUAUGUACUUUUUAACUAUAAAGGAAAGAGCAGCAGUUCUUAGGCGUUGGUUGCCUGAAAACGUAGCUUGAGCUUUAUUUUUCUGCAAAAGAUAAAGUAUGGGUUUAACAUUCUGGUUACUGCUUUCUUUGUCUAUUAAGCUGGCUCCUUAUCAAAAACUGAAGAAUUAUUUAAUUCUGUAUGAUCACCAAGAACAUUUAACUGAUGUGAAUCCGUCCUUUUCUGCUCAACAGGAAUUGUAUUGUUCACUUUGUUCCACUCUGACUCCCCUAGUCACAUAAUACAUCACUUUGUCCCACCUUCCUUAGGUGGGAGCUAUGUUGUGGGCACAGUUUUGUGUUUUGGUUGUUUCUAAACUCCUUUUAUGGGAUUUCCUCGUCAUACAUUUCUGCCGAAGAGACUGUUUCUUGGAAGAGGGUCUGUGCACAUAGUGAUUAAGUUAUACCGUAUGUGCAUGCAAUGUGUGGAAUUUAUAUUCUUGAACAUCCAAUAUUAAAGGCUCUUAUUUUAUAGGUCUAUGUUCUACAGUAACUAUGAGAGGCAUCUGACAUGAUGGAUGAUAUUAGCGUGAAUAUUUCUAUAAUCUAUUGUUAUCCCAGUUAUUAGAAAUUUCCUUUUUGGUUAAUUUUUUUCUGAGUGUGUGCAGUGCAUCUCAAGCCUCAGGAGCCUUGAGAGCAUUUUAAACGCACAUAAAGAAAUUUGAGUCUCUUACACAUCUAUGGUAUUGGUAUCAUGUAUGUACUUAGAAGGCCUGACAGUUGACUGACAUCUGCCAACCACUUUUAAACAUACUUGUGUUUGAGCUACUUGAAAUAAUUAAUUGUAGGCUAAUACAUAGUUUUAGGACAUUGUCUAUUGCUUCUGUAGAAUCUCUCGCAGGUUUUCUUACAGGCCUUGUCCUGUCUGUCUGUGAAAUAAUGUGAUAAUUACUGUUUGUACAAAUAUUUAAGGCCCUCUCUUUAUUUGUCUUUUGUCAAAGACAAUUCAGAAAUAUGCCAUGUAAUGUGAAGGAUCUACUUACUCAUCCACUGAGGUCUUUUAUGCUGGUGCUUGAUAGAGAAAGCUGUAAGCAGAAGAUCUCAAGGCUUGUCCUGAAGACCUUUGUAAUGGCAUUACUGUCAGGGGGUAACACCACUUUCCUCUACAGUAGCUUUGGUAUAGAGGCAUAUGGCAUCUUCCUGUCCUUUCAUCAUGAGUAACAUUUUCUUACAUUUUUUUUUAGUUAUAUUCAAAUGUCUGUGUUUUUAUAUUGUGAUAUGUGUUUUACUUUACAUUAAUUGACCCUUUGUUUUAAGUCUGUGUAUUUUUUCCUUCAAAUCUUGAUAGCUUUCCUCUUCCUCCAUCUGCCUCAAAUGUUUUAAUUUUUUCUUGUUGUUUCUCUCCUUGUUUUGUAUUUCUAUCAGAAGGUUAGUAGAAAUGACUCUUAUGAAAUUUAGGGAAAUGUUCUGCUGUUUAAAGUGUCACAUUGCCAAAUAUUUUCAUGAACUGCAUGCAAGUAUUUUAGUAAGGUAAAUUUUUUAAAGCAUGUAUUGCUCUUUAGAAGGCAGUUGAAAAGUAUAAUCUUCUUAUGCAAGUUCUAAGAGCGACUAAGCUGUAAAUGAAUGCAGUGUAACUCACAUCUUGUAGCAUUAGGUUUAGGGUUGUUGUGCACUUUGGAAUAUCACAUUGCAAUGUCAGGGUUUCCGUUCCAAAUCAUGCUUGAAAUAUCUUAAACUUCAUAUCUACCUCAACUCAAAUGCAAGUGCAGUUACUCACCAACAACAUUUCUUGCUUCUCAAGCUGCGUCUCUCCCUAGUUUAUUCCCAAGAUUAAACAAGAUAGGUAACUAUUUGCAUAGUUCUUAAAGUGCACCUAGAUGACUUUUAAUAUUUUUUGUAACAACCAAAGACAGUUUUUUUUUUCUGUUUGGAAAUUUUGUUUGUAUUUGGAACCAACCAAGAUGUUCAUAAAUGGUUUUGUAAUCUAGAGCUUAAGAUUUAUAUAUUAAUUUUCCAUUGUA